Messenger RNA from Solanum lycopersicum (tomato), 2425 nucleotides. Its product is annotated as bHLH transcription factor AH. Lineage: Eukaryota; Viridiplantae; Streptophyta; Magnoliopsida; Solanales; Solanaceae. Gene Ontology annotation, molecular function: protein dimerization activity. The record is from RefSeq and is a predicted model, not a curated record.
ACCAGUCAAAAAAAAAUCAACCACCUUCUAUAUUCUUUUCAUCAAUAUCUCUCUCAAGAAAAUUAAAAGAUCUCUUCAGUCUUCUUUAAAAAAUUCCAAAAAAAAAAAAUACAUUUAUUUUUCUCUGCUAAUUUUGUUGAUUAGUUUUUUAGUGUAAGGUUUAAAAUCAAAUAAUUAAAUCUAGUAGAUUAAUGAUGGAGAUUAUACAGCCUAAUAGCCUGCAGUUACAAAACAUGUUGCAAAAUUCCGUCCAGUCGGUUAAAUGGACUUAUAGUAUUUUUUGGCAAUUUUGUCCAAAACAAGGGGUGUUAGUGUGGAGAGAUGGAUAUUAUAAUGGAGCUAUAAAGACUAGAAAAACUGUGCAGCCAAUGGAAGUUACUGCUGAAGAAGCUUCUCUUCAUAGAAGCCAACAACUUAGAGAACUUUAUGAUUCACUUUCUGCCGGUGACUCAAAUCCCCCGGCGAGAAGGCCGUCCGCAGCAUUGUCGCCGGAGGAUUUGACGGAAUCUGAGUGGUUUUAUCUCAUGUGUGUUUCUUUCUCUUUUCCUCCACCUAUUGGAUUACCAGGCAAGGCUUAUUCAAAGAAACAUCACAUAUGGAUAAUGGGAGCAAAUGAUGUUGAUAGCAAAGUCUUCUGUAGAGCUAUUCUUGCUAAGAGUGCCCGCAUACAGACUGUAGUUUGUAUUCCUCUCUUGGACGGUGUUGUGGAACUCGGAACUAUAGAAAAGGUUCAAGAAGAUAUUGGAUUUAUACAUCGCGUAAAAAGUUUCUUCAAUGAGCCACAACAAGCUCAGCCACCAAAGCCAGCUUUAUCUGAGCACUCCACUUCGGAUCCCGCCGCCUUUUCGGAGCCACAUUUUUACUUCAGCAAUACUCCGUCAUCUGCGGGUAUUUGUCCAGCGGAUCAAGACGGUAGAAUUACUGGAGAAGAAGAAAAUGAGGACGAGGACGAGGACGAGGCUGAGGAUGACGAGGAUGAAAAUGAUGAAGCUGAAUUAGACUCGGAUGGUAUAGCAAUUCAAAGUGGGGCUGGAGCGGCUAAUCCUAUGGCGGCUGAGGCUAGUGAGCUCAUGCAGCUUGAUAUGUCUGAAGCUAUACGGCUCGGCUCACCGGAUGAUGGCUCUAAUAAUAUGGACACUGAUUUAUAUUUGGAUGGUAUUAGCCAAGCUGGAAAUACGGCUGACUCUUUCAAAGCUGAGACUGCAAUUAGUUGGGCUAACUUCCAAGACCUUCAACAUUUACCAGGUAUACCUAGUUAUGAUGAAUUAUCACAAGAAGAUACACAUUAUUCUCAAACAGUUUCAGCUGUACUUGAACACCUCUCGAACACAAGUUCCAAGUUUGCCUCUUCUGCUACCAUAAUGGGCUCUAUUUCUCCUGAUUCAGCCCAAUCCGCUUUCACAUUAUGGCCCGUCACUUGUAGCCCAAAUCUCUCCCACUGUCGUCGCCACGAUAUCGGCGAUGGCAGUGGGACCACCUCUCAAUGGCUGCUCAAAAGCAUACUAUUCACUGUCCCAUUUCUCCACAGUACUAAAAAAUUAUCAGAAGCUCUGUCUCCAAAGUCACGAGACGCUGCUGCGGCCGACUCUUCGGCCGCAGCGUCUCGAUUCCGCAAAGGAUGUACGAUAAAUAGUUGUACACAACAAGAAGAGACGAGCGGGAACCAUGUACUAGCGGAACGACGUCGUAGAGAGAAGCUGAAUGAGCGUUUUAUUAUUUUAAGGUCCUUGGUACCCUUCGUUACGAAAAUGGAUAAAGCAUCGAUACUUGGCGAUACAAUAGAGUAUGUGAAGCAGUUACGUAAGAAAGUUCAGGAUCUCGAAGCGCGUGAUCGCCACACGGAAAUUACCAAAAAAUCAGAUGAAAAGAGUGGUUCACCAAUAGUAAAGGCGUUUCCGGUGAAGGGUAAGAGGAGAAUGAAGAGUACGGUGGAGGGAAGUAUAGUCGGAGCACCGGCAAAGAUGACGGGUUCUCCACCGAUGGAAGAGGAGGUUUUGCAAGUGGAAGUCUCGAUCAUCGAAAACGAUGCACUGGUGGAGCUCCGGUGUCCGUACAAAGAAGGGUUGUUGUUAGAUGUAAUGCAAGUUCUAAGGGAACUAAAGGUGGAAGUUGUAGCAAUCCAAUCAUCUCUUAGUACUGGACUCUUAUUGGCUGAGUUAAGAGCUAAGGUAAAAGAAAAUAUAUAUGGAAGGAAGGCAAGCAUAUUGGAAGUGAAAAAGUCAAUAAAUCAGAUAAUCCCUAGAGUUAAUUAAAUUGAUCUAAUACCUCUUAGUUUGUCUCAAAAAGUUUAGUCUAUAAUUUGCUCAGCUCUUUCAAACCAAACAAUUAAACACCAAUCAUAUUAUAAAUAUUAUAAAUGCAACUCUAGUGAGUCAUGUGUGACUAAGCUUGGACAAGUUGGAAAAGACAAUUUUUUUGGGACACA